AUGGUGGUGUUAGUGGUCUUGCUGCUGGCACUGAUCUAUCAUAUAUUUUGCCAGGCUCAUAUGGCUAAACGCAGCUUCCGUGGUCUUCACAAUCCACUUCACAGGUAUCAUCAGCCAGGAGACUUCAUUAUUGGUGGCAUUGCUACUCAUGGUGGUUUUCUCUCAAGUCCAACAUCCUUCACUGAAGAACCCCCACCAGACUUGCUUGAAGAUCUUUUCAUCGUGCCAAAGAAUUACCAGCAUCUUCUGGCUUUUGCAUUUGCAGUAAAAGAGAUCAAUGAAAACCCUAAAAUAUUACCCAAUCUCACUUUGGGCUUCCACAUCUAUGACAGCUAUGACAAUGCAAGGAGAACCUAUCGUGCAACCAUGUUACUUCUCUCAGCACUGGAGAGAUUGGUCCCCAACUACAUAUAUGACACCCGGAAUAAUCUAAUUGCAGUUAUUGGAGGAUUGGACACUGAAAUCUCUCUUCACAUAGCAAAUAUCCUGGAUAUCUAUAAGAUUCCACAGGUGGGAUGGUUGCCAUAUCUACCAGAAGAAGACCACAAGACAGGCAGAAUUAAUGGCAAGCUCCAUCAGUUUCUUAGAGGAGUCUCAUUUAACAACAGUGCUCAGGAUGCGGUUUUCUUCAAUGAGAAUGGGGAGAUAGUAGCUGCACUGGAUAUUAUCAAUUUGAAACUUUUCUCCAAUGAUUCCUUUCUCCGUGUGAAAGUUGGGAGCUUGGAUCCUCAGGCUUCUUCAGACCAUGCAUUCACCAUUGAUGAGGAUACCAUAACAUGGCACAGCUGGUUUAACAAGACACGACCACUUUCUAUAUGUACUGAGAGUUGCCAUCCUGGUUCUAGCAAGCGAGUGAAGGAGGGGGAGCCAUACUGCUGCUAUGAUUGCAUCCCAUGUCCAGAAGGGGAGAUUUCAAACCAGGAAGAUAUGGAUGAGUGCAACACAUGCUCAGACAGAGACUAUCCAAGCAAGAAUCAGAAUUACUGUAUUCCCAAGAUGGUAACCUUUUUGUCUUAUGAAGAACCUCUGGGGGUCAGUUUAGCUUUCUUUGCUCUUUUAUUUUCUUUGAUCACAGCUCUGGUACUGGGAACAUUUAUGAAGCACCACAACACUCCUAUAGUCAAAGCCAACAACCAGAACCUUACCUACACUCUCCUCAUUUCCCUACUGCUCUGCUUCCUUUCUACAUUCCUAUUCAUUGGCCAACCUCAGAAGAUGACUUGUCUCCUCCGACAAACAGCUUUUGCCUUCAUCUUCUCCCUGGCUGUAUCUUCUGUGUUGGCAAAAACCAUCAUGGUAGUUCUGGCUUUCAUGGCCACCAAGCCAGGAUCCAGGAUAAGGAAGUGGUUGGGGAAGGAGCUAGCAUUCUCCCUUGUUUUUUCCUGCUCCCUUAUCCAAUCAGGGAUCUGUAUUGUGUGGCUGGGAAUGUCUCCUCCAUUCCCAGAUGUCGACAUGCACUCAGUGGCUGAAAAAAUUCUACUGGAAUGUAAUGAGGGCUCUGUGACAAUAUUUUACUGUGCCUUGGGCUACAUGGGGUUCCUGGCCAUUAUCAGUUUCACUGUGGCCUUCCUCUCCAGGAAGUUACCUGGUAGUUUUAAUGAGGCCAAGUUCAUCACUUUCAGCAUGUUGGUCUUUUGCAGUGUUUGGUUAUCUUUUGUUCCAUCCUACCUAAGCAUCAAAGGAAAAUACAUGGUGGCUGUGGAGAUCUUCUCUAUCUUAGCCUCCAGUGCUGGAUUACUGGGUUGCAUCUUUUCCCCCAAAUGUUACAUUAUUGUGUUGAGGCCUGAGUUGAACACCAGGGAACAGCUAAUGAGAAAAAUAAAUAAAGAACUGGAUAAAGAUUUAACGAAGGUAAAACCAUCACCGGCUAAGGUUGUGAAAGAAAUUCAGAAGACUCCUUUAGAACCUGUGCAUGAAAACCUAUAA
This is a messenger RNA of Elgaria multicarinata webbii, 1926 nucleotides long. Its product is annotated as vomeronasal type-2 receptor 26-like. Gene Ontology annotation, molecular function: G protein-coupled receptor activity. Gene Ontology annotation, biological process: G protein-coupled receptor signaling pathway. Bases 1 to 1926 code for a protein of 641 amino acids. The record is from RefSeq and is a predicted model, not a curated record. The transcript is spliced from 7 exons. Gene Ontology annotation, cellular component: plasma membrane. NCBI's taxonomy places the organism in Eukaryota, Metazoa, Chordata, Lepidosauria, Squamata, Anguidae.